Messenger RNA from Myodes glareolus (Bank vole), 1413 nucleotides. It is a transcript of the gene Derl3, whose product is annotated as derlin 3. The record is from RefSeq and is a predicted model, not a curated record. NCBI's taxonomy places the organism in Eukaryota, Metazoa, Chordata, Mammalia, Rodentia, Cricetidae.
GUCGCCGGCGCGCGCGCCUGGGAUUUUCGAUGGCCGGGCAGGGGCUGGCGGCGGGCUUCUUGCAGGUGCCCACGGUGACGCGCGCCUACACCACGGCCUGCGUCCUUACCACCGCCGCAGUGCAGCUGGAACUCCUCAGCCCCUUCCAGCUCUACUUCAACCCGCACCUGGUGUUCCGGAAGUUCCAGGUCUGGAGGCUCAUCACGACAUUCCUCUUCUUCGGGCCCCUGGGAUUCGGCUUCUUCUUCAACAUGCUCUUCGUGUUCCGCUACUGCCGCAUGCUGGAGGAGGGUUCCUUCCGCGGUCGCAAGGCUGACUUCGUCUUCAUGUUUCUCUUUGGUGGUGUUCUUAUGACUCUGCUGGGAUUCCUGGGCAGCCUCUUUUUCCUGGGACAGGCCCUCAUGGCCAUGCUGGUCUAUGUAUGGAGCCGGCGCAGCCCUCAGGUGAGGGUCAACUUCUUCGGCUUACUCAACUUCCAGGCGCCAUUUCUGCCCUGGGCCCUCAUGGGCUUCUCCAUGCUGCUGGGCAACUCCGUCCUCACAGACCUGCUAGGGAUUGUUGUGGGCCACAUCUACUACUUCCUAGAAGAUGUCUUUCCUAACCAGCCUGGAGGCAAGAGACUGCUGCUGACCCCCAGCUUUCUGAAGCUACUACUAGAUGACCCUCAAGAGGACCCCAAUUACCUGCCCCUUCCGGAAGAGCAACCAGAGCCCUAACUGCAGCCCCUGGAGCAGUAAACCCACUUGGCAGCGUGAGGCUUCUGGCAGGGCCCUACCUUUUCUUACAGCCAAGCAACCCAUCUAGAAGGCUGGGCCCACCAACAGGCUUGUGACCUCAGCCAGCAACACCCUACACUCCUCUGUGUCACCUAUCUCUCUGCUCAACUCUAGGUGGUAGGACAUGGGGCCCAGAGAGGGUGAAGACUGUCUUCAGAUGCCCAGCAGAGCUCUGGACUAACUACAGACCCUUUCCCAUCCUCAUGCUGCCAGUGCCUUGAUGGAGCACCAGGAACAAAUCUUAAACACCCAGGAUCAUGCCCAGUCUCCAGGUAUCCUGCCUGGGGUGACUGUGGGCUGAUAUCCAUUCUCCUAGCCUCUCUGUCCUCAUUUAAAGCAAGCAAGUCUUCACGUUCUUCUCCAGCAGAGAAUAGGUUUGAUCCUUUGCCACUCUAAUGAGCCCAGGACCUUGAGCUCCAUCGUAGCAGCACCCUGUGUAGAGCAGAGGUGGUUCUGAGAUGUUCUGUUUACUAAAGGCCUGCGAGUCCUUCCUACCCUCACCUCCUCUGAACUGAGGAUGUUGAUGUGGCCAGUUUUCCUGUGCGCCACUGGGGCUUACUCCUGGAUGCCCAAAAGCAUGGGAAUUCCCCAAACCACUGCUUGUUAUUUCUAUGGUAACAAAAAUGUUUUCUAUCGA